AUGGCCGUGUAAGGUUUGUUCCGCUGUCUUCUCAGAGCCACAGCUACUCACAGAGCACCUCAUGAGUCACUUGGAAAAGGUCCACAGGGUUUCUCCGGCUACGAAGGGUUCGACGGGGAGCAAAGGUCCGGGACCCGUGCCCCCCGACUGUCCGGUGACGGAGGCUGAGACCCCCUCCGCCCCCGCGGCCAAGGUGGAGCCCAAGCCCCGAGCGGUGAGGCCUCGCAAGCUGAAACCUCGCCGGGAGCCGGCUGGGCGGAGCGAGGUCCAAGGGUCACAGCGAGCCGCCCGGGAGCUUCCCCUACGCACUGGGUCUGAGGACACUGCGGCCGAGCGUUCUACAGACGCCGAUGUGCCGGAAGCGCCACUGGAGGCCCCCGCCCCCGAGGAGAAGCCGGAGGGAACUGUGGUUCCCGGGAAGAUGCUGAGGAACGGCCGACACGGACGUCCUAACCUCAGGCCGGACUCUCGCAGGAAGGUGCUGAGGCGUCUCGGAGACCACCGGGCUUACCAGUGCUACCUCUGCAGCAAGAUCUUCAACAACAGCAGCAACCUCAAGCGUCACAUUCGCUCUCAUGGUGAUAAGCUUUACAAGUGCGAUGAAUGUGAGAAGGAGUUCAGCCGGAAAGAGAGCCUGAAGCAGCACGUCUCUUACAAACACAGUAGGAACGAGGUGGACGAGAUCUACAUGUACCAGUGCUCCACGUGUCUGAAGGCCUUUCGUAUCCGCACCGCCCUGGAGUUUCACAACUGCCGAACAGACGAUAAGACCUUCCAGUGUGACAUGUGCUUCAGAUUUUUCUCCACCAACAGUAACCUGUCCAAGCACAAGAAAAAGCACGGAGACAAGAAGUUCUCCUGUGACACCUGCGGCAAGAUGUUCUACCGUAAAGAUGUGAUGCUGGAUCACCAGAGGAGGCACUCCGAGGGUGUAAAACGAGUGAAAAAGGAGGAGAGCGAGAUGAAUGGGGUGGUGAAGUAUAAGAAGGAGCCGUCCGGGUGUCCUGUCUGUGGGAAGAUCUUCUCGUGCCGCAGCAACAUGAACAAGCACCUGCUGACGCACGGGGACAAGAAGUACACGUGUGAAAUCUGCGGCCGUAAGUUCUACCGCGUGGACGUGCUGAGGGAUCACACGCAUGUCCACUUCAAGGAUAUUCCCCUGAUGAACGAGCAGCAACGAGAGCAAUUCAUCAGCAAACUAGGGAUCACGGCGGAGGAGACAGAGGACACAUCAGACGGAGCAGGAGAGCCCAUUCCCCACAAAUACAGCUGCAAGAAAUGCCAGGCCACCUUUGCCAAAGGCAGUCAGUACCUCAAACACCUGAUGGAGAUUCACAAGGAGAAGGGCUACGGCUGCACUAUAUGUAAUAGGCGUUUUGCUCUGAAGGCCACCUAUCACGCUCACAUGGUCAUCCACUGGGAGGAGCUGCCGGAUACGGACCCCAAUGUGCAGAAGUACAUCCACCCCUGUGAUAUCUGCGGAAGGAUAUUUAACAGCACAGGCAACCUGGAACGACACAAGAUAAUCCACACAGGGGUGAAGAGUCACACCUGUGAGCAGUGUGGCAAGUCCUUUGCUCGGAGAGAUAUGCUGAAGGAACACAUGAGGGUUCACGACAACGUGCGCGACUACCUGUGCGCAGAGUGCGGGAAAGGGAUGAAGACAAAACACGCUCUGAGGCAUCACAUGAAGCUGCACAAGGGGAUCAAGGAGUACGAGUGCAAGGAAUGUCACCGCAAGUUUGCACAGAAAGUCAACAUGCUCAAGCACUAUAAGAGGCACACGGGCGUGAAAGACUUCAUGUGCGAGCUGUGUGGGAAGACAUUCAGUGAGAGGAACAGUAUGGAGAACCACAAGCUGCUACAUACGGUGGGGAAGCAGUGGACCUGCAGUGUUUGUGAGAAGAAGUUUGUGACCGAGUACAUGCUCUACAAACACGUGCAGCUGACCCACAAGAAGGUGGAGGCUCAGAACUGCCACCUGUGCGGGACCAAGGUCUCUACCAGGGCCUCGAUGAACAGACACAUGCGGCGGAAACACCCCGAGCAGGAAAUAAACCUGCACGAGGGGGAGUUGGGGGACAUGACCCGGGUCAAGAGGAUGAAACGCGGCCAGAAGAAAAAGCACAAGGCGUCGGUGGUGACGGAGGAGGAAGAGGAGGACGAGGAGGAGGACGAUGACGAUGAAGACGAAGAUGAGGAGGAGGAGGAGGACGAAGACGAAGAGUCGGCGGUGGCCGCGGCUGAGGAGGCCUCCAUUUACUCCUUCACUGACAAGGAGGCAGCCUUCGCCGGGGCUGUGGCUGUGGAGGACGAGACAGACUCGGCCGUACACAACAUCCGGCAGGUGGUCGUGACGCUCGGGGAUUCCAACGCCACCACAGCCACCAGCUCGGUGGGCCUGACCAACAUCAGCACUGUGGCUGCCGCCCACUUCACCAACCUGCAGCCCAUCACCGUCACCAACCUGACCCUGCAGGACAGGCAGAUGCAGCUGGACUCCAUCCUGACCGUCAGCUUCGACUCGCUCAGCGGCUCCACCGUGGUGCACGGCCGGCCCAUGGAGAUCCAAAUCGAGGCCCAGGAUUCGGCCUCCGUCCCGGUCCCCGUGGCCGUCCCCGUCCUCCACCAUCAACACCAGCAGCAACACCACCACCAACACCCCCUGGCCCAGUCGCUCAACCUGACCACCUUCGUCAACUCCAUCGGGGCUGUGGAGGGGGCGCCGCUGGGCGAGCAGCACCCCAUGACGUGGAGGGCCGUAGCCCAGAACCAGGACGCUUCCCAUCAUAUCCUCCAGCCCCAGCCUCAGCCCCAGCCCCAAGCUCAGCAGCCACAACAACAACAACAGCAGCAGCAGCAGCAACAGUCAGAGCAGCAGCAGCAACAACAACAGCCCCAAGUCCCUACGCAACAACCUCAACAACAAUCGCAGCAGAUGUACAGCUACUGAGAAACUCUUUACAUACCCUCACCCUCAUAUACCCAUUCCUCCCCCCUCUCCUCCCUUCAAUUAAGAGACAAUCUUCCUCCUGCUCCUGCUAUUUCUCCUCCCCUUUCCCCCUCUGGCCUCGGAACUCGAUGUGUCGUUCCUCACCAUCACUUGAGCAUUGGAUUACACGCAACCAACACACACACACACACACACACAACACGUACACACACACGCACACACACCCCAAUCAUGCACUCACGUACAGGCUCAUCGGCAGUCACACACACGGCUCGCAUACUCACCCACUCACCCACACACACGUGCGCUCUCACCCACAAGCACACCCAGAGCGGGCGCACGCACGGUUUCACACGCCAGUUGUGUAACCGCACGUACUCGUGGGCAGUCACACAGCUAACACAGGCACACUUGCUUUCUCACCCACGCGCACACAGAGGUUUCACACACGGUCUCUCAUACACACACACUCAUACACGCGCAGAUGAUUUGACGCAUUCCCAGCCUUUCCUCAGAAUUCCUGGUUCGAUGGGAAAUGACAUUAUCACUGUCGCUUGUGAUUAUAGAAGUCUCUCCCAAAAAAACACAAUAAAGGUUCUUUUUUUUAAGUUA
Callorhinchus milii (elephant shark) is the source of this 3565-nucleotide messenger RNA. Its product is annotated as PR domain containing 15. Gene Ontology annotation, cellular component: nucleus. The record is from RefSeq and is a predicted model, not a curated record. The transcript has 18 exons. Gene Ontology annotation, biological process: regulation of transcription by RNA polymerase II. The coding region runs from base 62 to 2953 and encodes 963 amino acids. Gene Ontology annotation, molecular function: DNA-binding transcription factor activity, RNA polymerase II-specific; RNA polymerase II transcription regulatory region sequence-specific DNA binding. NCBI's taxonomy places the organism in Eukaryota, Metazoa, Chordata, Chondrichthyes, Chimaeriformes, Callorhinchidae.